AUGUUCUCCAUCGCAUCCACAGCCGAUCCCACCGCACUCGAUGACGGCUCGUACCUCUUCGACCAAACUCACGAUGAUCUCCUAUCGAUGCCAAUGUCCAAUGAUAGCAUACAUCUGAAAGGCGGUAUCGCACCUAUACCUGGGUUUAGUAACUUGGACUACGGCAGGGAAUCGAGUGCGUCGUCCGUGCACUACGGCGAUUCACACGAUACACCGGAACUGGGUACGAGUCACGAGGGGGAAGAGUCUACUCCAGGCGCUUUCGUUAAUGGAUAUGGGAUCAACUACACUCCUUCGCCACUGCAAAAACCAUUCACACCAAACUCAGCCAUCAACGGCAUGACUAAUAUGCAGAACAAACAAAUUCCGCAUCUAAACGACGGCAGUUCGCAUACGACUGUCAACGGAAAUGACGCGAAAUCCCAUUUAUCAUUAAAGAAUCCUCGAGUGGAUACUGCAUUCAUGGCUAGAACACCACAGAGCCUGAGUCGCGCAUCACAAUUAUCUUCAACUCCUGAGCUUCCACAGUCGCACGAGCAACAGAAGAAGCAUCGGAGAACAAACUCACUUCCGGUAAAAGGAAAGGUCAAUGAGAUGAAGGCGAAUUCAAGCAUACCUGCAGAGCUCUCGUGGCCGGAGUUUGGCCGACAGUGCAUUCUAGCAGCGGAGAACAGCCGGCUGAACCCGUUCACCCUGCAUCCUGCUGAGUACGAGCUGUUACGAGAUCACGUCACUCACGCCCAAGUCACCAUCUACCUGAACAUCAGGAACGCGAUACUCCGGUUAUGGCAUCGUAAUCCUCUGGUGUACGUUUCUCUCGAAGAAGCUGCAGGAUGUGCUCGCGACAAGCGUUACUUCGGUCUAGCGAGGGUAGCAUAUCUAUGGCUCAUGCGGAACGGGUACAUCAACUUCGGAUGCGCCGAAGUGCCUGACACUACCGGUACACUCCCGAAAUCAAAAGCCAAAGUCGCACGGAGACGCUCAAUCAUUGUGGUUGGUGCGGGUAUGUCAGGGUUAGGAUGCGCUCGCCAUCUGGAAGGAUUGUUCGCCCAGCUUGGUGACCAGUUAACAGAAGCGGGAGAACUCCCACCAAAGAUCACUAUACUUGAAGCUCGUCCGCGUGUUGGUGGCCGGGUUUACUCGCAUCCCUUUCUCAAUCAGUUUAGCUCUACGCUCCCACCUGGACAUCGUUGUACGGCUGAGAUGGGCGCUCAAAUCGUUACCGGAUUCGAGCACGGCAACCCGUUGAACGCGAUCAUCCGAGGUCAACUCGGUAUACCUUACCAUGGCCUUCGCGAUAAUACCAUACUUUAUGACUAUGACGGGACGGUGGUGGAGAGGGGUCAAGACAUUCUCGUGGAGAAGCUGUAUAAUGAUGUCUUGGAACGGGCGGCAGUAUACCGGAAUAAACCAGCAGCUCACAGGACGGUGGAAGGUGACCGUAACAUGAUGGCCUUUGGCCGCGAGCCAGCCGAUGUUGAUGGGCCCACCGUUGCCGAGCUAGAACAUUCCGAUGCCCCUUUGUCCGCGAAUGCUACGAGCACAGCGUCAACGAAGCAAGAAAAACCAACAACGGGGGUAGAGAAGCUAGCAGGUAGAGCGUAUCAACUCAGCGCGGGCUUCAACCCGGACAUCACGGCAGCCGAAACGGUCCAAAGUAUGGGUUGGGAGCUCAAGACAGGUGCAUCGAAGACGCAGUCUUUAGAUCUCGACACGAUCGCCAAAGCAUCUGAGUACCCCACACUUGGACAGACAAUGGACGAAGGUCUCCUGCAAUACCAGUCACUGGUCGAUCUCAAGCCUAGAGAUAUGCGUCUGUUAAGUUGGCAUCAUGCUAAUCUUGAGUACGCGAAUGCUGUAAGUGUCAAUCAGCUCAGUCUGAGCGGCUGGGAUCAGGACAUUGGCAACGAAUUCGAGGGUGAACAUAGUGAGGUGAUAGGAGGCUAUCAACAGGUCCCGCGCGGUCUAUGGCAGUGUCCCAGUCAGUUGGACGUCCGUUUCAGCACCCCCAUCAAAGCUGUCCAUUAUAAUACCGAUGAGCAGCAUAAGGGCAAAGCUGUCAGGAUCGAGUGCGCAAACGGCGAAGUCCAUGAAGCCGACCAGGUUGUUCUGACAACCCCUCUGGGGGUGCUAAAAUCCGGAUCGAUCAAGUUCGAACCUCCUCUUCCUGACUGGAAGCAGGACGUUAUCGAGCGAAUGGGAUUUGGUCUCCUUAACAAGAUUAUUCUUGUGUACGAAAAAGCCUUCUGGGAGCCAGACCGAGACAUGUUCGGCCUGCUCAAUAAAGCAGAAGACGAAGCCAGCAUGCGACUAGAAGACUACUCUACAAAACGAGGACGGUUCUAUCUCUUUUGGAACUGUAUAAAGACGAGCGGAAAGCCAGUGCUGAUAGCGCUGAUGGCAGGCGACGCUGCUCACUACGCGGAGGCGACGUCGAAUGAUCAGCUCGUAAAAGAGGUCACGGAUCGACUCGAUGCGAUGUUCGCGCCGAACCACGUCCCCCUACCGUCGGAAGCGAUCGUGACGCGGUGGAAGAGAGACCCAUUCGCUCGAGGCAGCUACUCAUACGUUGGGCCAAAGACACAAGCAGGUGACUACGAUGUCAUGGCGCGACCACACGGUCCAGUGCACUUUGCAGGUGAAGCGACUUGUGGCACACAUCCUGCAACAGUGCAUGGCGCAUAUCUGUCAGGCCUUCGGGUCGCUGCGGAGGUUGCUGAGACAAUUCUCGGGCCUAUCAAGGUACCUAGUCCGCUUGUUGAGAAAAAGGUGAUCAAGGUGGAACAAUCUCCAACGACACCCAGUGUUGAGACGAAACGCCGAUUCGAGCCUGCUGUUCCAGCGUCAACGUCAAGAGACAACAAAUCUGGGCGGAUACAACGCGACGAAGACUACGAAGCUGCUAUCAUAGGGGCUAUUCUGGAUCGAAUUGGCGAGCGUCCGAUCAGGCCAGGACGUACAGGUGUCAAUCCAUUCCUGCUGUUCACCAAAGAUUUCUGGUACAUAUGCAAGCAGGAGUGCGACGAUGCUCACAAAGCGAGGACGGGCAACCCCGAGGCCAAAGCACCGAAACAGGAGAUCCGUAAUGCUGUCGGCUUGAGAUGGCGUACAGCAGAGCAGGAAGUCAAACAGCCGUACCUCGACCAAGCCAGCACAGCACGAGACGAUGCGACGGCGAGCACAGCAAACUUCAAAGAACGCGUAGAGACGUGGGAUAAGGAAGCUGCACGCAUACGGCGCGAGUAUAUCCAGGCCAACCCGCCAGAAGGCGGCAACGAAGAACUCAUCCUCAACAGUCGCACGGCCAUUGAGCUGGGGGCUGGCAAGCGACUGCGGAGACUCUGA
Alternaria atra is the source of this 3345-nucleotide messenger RNA. RefSeq lists its product as uncharacterized. Gene Ontology annotation, molecular function: oxidoreductase activity; protein binding. The transcript is spliced from 2 exons. NCBI's taxonomy places the organism in Eukaryota, Fungi, Ascomycota, Dothideomycetes, Pleosporales, Pleosporaceae. The record is from RefSeq and is a predicted model, not a curated record. The coding region runs from base 1 to 3345 and encodes 1114 amino acids.